This is a messenger RNA of Symsagittifera roscoffensis, 3855 nucleotides long. Its product is annotated as importin-7-like. Gene Ontology annotation, biological process: protein import into nucleus. The coding region runs from base 118 to 3387 and encodes 1089 amino acids. Gene Ontology annotation, molecular function: small GTPase binding. The record is from RefSeq and is a predicted model, not a curated record. NCBI's taxonomy places the organism in Eukaryota, Metazoa, Xenacoelomorpha, Acoela, Convolutidae. The transcript has 18 exons. Gene Ontology annotation, cellular component: cytosol; nuclear envelope.
GAUGCCGUGUGCUGUUGAUUGAUGUGUUGAACUGAAGAGCGAACUGAACCUGAGCCUAACAGACUACACCUAAGAGUAGAAGCAGAAGAGAAGAAGUAAGUACAACAGCAAUACACAAUGGACGUGGAGAGCAUCUGCACCCUGUUCCAGAGCUCGCUCGAUCCAGAACUACAGAAGGAUGCGGAACAGGAACUCGACACGAUCUUCAAAAUCAUCGACUUCGCACCCAGCAUCCUGAAAGUAGUGACCAAUGACCAAGUGCAACAACCAACCAGACAAGCAGCCGCGAUCUAUUUCAAGAACAUGAUCACGAACUACUGGGAGGAGAAGGAUCCCCCCAAAGGCAGUGUGGAGGGGGAGGUGCCGCCCUUCUCCAUCCACGAGAACGACAAGGCCUUCAUCAGGGGUGUCAUUGUAGAAGCCAUCUCAAGGUCACCCAGACUACUCAGGAACCAGUUGUCGACGGCGUUCCAGAGCAUCUGCAAGCAGGACUUCCCUUCCAAGUGGCCCGAACUGGCGGACCAGAUCCUGGCCAAACUCAACUCCAACACUCCUGAGGAGUUCUCGGCCGGACUGGUCAUCCUACACCAACUGUGCAAGUGCUACUCAUAUAAGAAAUCAGAAGAAUGUGGUGCUCGCAACGAGGUGUUGAAAGUGGCGCUUCCUCUCCUCUACUCCAGAGCAGCUGCCAUGUUAGCAGAUCAGAGUGAUCCAGUAGUGGAGAUGCGCAAACUCAUCCUCAAGAUAUUCCACUGUGUCACCCAGUACUUCUACCCUCUGGACACAAUCAGUAACGAGAGCUGUCAGCAGUGGUUUGUGAUGUGUCAGAAUGUUCUAGAACAAGAGGUGCCUGAACAUGUGAACUGUUUUGAAGAUGACGAUGAGAAGGAGACGUCUGUGUGGUGGAAAGUGAAGAAGUGGGCGUCCAGAAUUAUGCACAGGUUGUUCGAGAGGUUCGGCAGUCCUGGCAAUUUAAUCUCGAAUGUGUACGAGCAGUUCGCCGCCUGGUUCCUCAAGACCCUCUCGAGCCCUGGCAUGAUCACGUGUCUGUCUGUGCUGGAGAAGAAGCGACAGUGUCUGUUCAUCGCUCCCAGAGUCCUCCAACACACUCUGCAGUACCUCACUCUCUGUAUCAACCACUCAAUAUGCUGGCUCAAAAUGAAGACCCAACUGCCCGUUCUGAUCCGGGAGGUGCUGUUUCCCCUCCUGUGCUUCUCGAAGGAGGACGAGGAGCUGUGGAAUGAGGACCCCCUGGAGUACAUCAGAUCCAAGUUCGACAUCUUCGAGGAGUUCUACUCGCCCGUCAAUGCCGCCGAGACACUACUCAUACUCGCAUGCAGCAAGAGGAAAGAGGUGCUGCCCCAGACACUACAGUUUGUGGUGGGUGUGUUGACUGCAGUAGACCCCCCUAUGGAACCCCAGAAGAGGGAGGGGGCUCUGAGGCUGAUCGGGUGUCUGGCAGAUGUGCUGCUGAGGAAGAAGAUGUACAAAGUGCAAGUGGAAAACAUGCUCGUGUCACAGGUGAUUCCCCAGUUCUCAAGUGAGUUUGGCUUCAUGCGUGCGAGAGCGUGUUGGGUGGUGAAUCAGUUCGCCCUGGUUAAACUCAAAGACGACUCCACUCUUGCCAACAUCACUCAGGGUCUGCUGAACUGCAUUCUGAGUGAACAGGAGCAGCUGCCGGUGAAAGUCAAUGCAGCAGUAGCUCUUCACUCAGUCAUUGGCAGUCAGGAGAAAUCACACGCUUUAAUCAAACCAGUGGUGCCGAAAGUGCUAGAGACAGUGCUGAUGCUAAUUAGAGAGACAGUGAAUGACGAUCUGAACGGGGUGAUCCAGCGACUGAUUGGCAACUUCGAGGAGGACAUUGCACUCUACGCAGUGAACAUUGCACAACAUCUGGCAGAUACAUUCAAAGUGGUGCUGGAGAGAGAUGAUGAUGAAAAUGUGGAAGACAGGGCCAUGACGGCUAUGGGCCUGUUGAACACGAUAGAGAGUAUGGUGAAUGUGUUGGAGGAGAACAAGCCCAUCAUGCAGCAGCUGGAGCCAGUAGUGCUGUCCAUAGUCGGAUAUGUGCUGCAGAACAACUCACAAGAGUUCUACGAGGAGAUUCUGUCUAUUGUGGACAGUCUGACAGUGUCUAGUGUGUCUGCUUCGAUGUGGCAGGUGUUGGACUACAUGUUCACCAUGUUCUCACAGGAGGGUUACGACUACUUCCUAGACUUCCUGCCUCCUCUGCACAACUUCAUCACUGUAGACACCCCUGCAUUCGAGACAGACCCAUCCAGGAUUGAGAAAGUGUUCCUCGUCUGCAGGCAGGUGUUGACGAAUGAGGAGUCGAACGAGGACUUUGAGAUGCACGCGGCCAAGUUGCUGGAGGUGAUGAUUCUGCAGUGCAGCAAUGCCACCAUGGACAAGAGCAUGCCCCACUUCCUCACACUCAUCUUCGACAGACUCUCCAAGCCCAUCACCUGCUCCGAACUCAGAACCAUGUGCAUACAGGUUGUGAUUGCGGCUCUAUAUAAGAACCCAGAGCUAGUGCUGAAUAUCCUGAACACCACCAAUCUGCCCAACAGUCAGGAGCCCAUCACUCACUCCUUCCUCAAGCAGUGGAUGAGUGACUUGGACUGCUUCUUCGGACUACAUGACAGGAAACUGUGUGUGCUGGGUUUGUGUACUCUGCUGCAGCAGCACUGUGGGGGCAAAGUGGAUGUGGUCAAUGGGUCCAUGCAGACCCUCAUGCCCUCCUUUUUGACUCUCUUCAGUGGACUCAAGAGGGCAUACCAGUAUAAAGCAGAGGAGGAGAAUGACGAUGGGGAUGAAUCAGAGGAAGAGGGGGAUGGGGAAGGGGCGGAGGAGGAUGAGGAGGUGGAGGAUGACCAGGAUGCGCCCAAUGAGGACGAGGCAGAGUACCUGCUCAAACUGGCCGCUAGGGAGAAAGGGGGAGAGAUCGCGCUGGAGGAUGACAGUGACGGGGAGUAUGACGAUGAGGAUGAUAGUGAUGCAUGUGAUGAGGAGACUAAUCUGGAGAGCUACACCACCCCGCUGGACGAAGAAGACUGCGAGGUGGAUGAGUUCAUGGUGUUCAAGACUACAAUCACAGCCAUCCGAGACAGCAACCCAGUUCUGUUCCAGAAACUAACUGAGAACCUCUCAGAGUCCCAGAGGAAAGAGAUAGAUGAAAUAUUCGUGUCAGCGGAUCAGAGACACGCCGCCAAAGAGGCCAAGAAGAUCGAGAAGGCCGGCGGAUACCAGUUCCAGCAAACCGCAGUGCCUCAGAUGUUCAACUUCGUCUCGCAGAACCCAGCCGCUCCUGGUUCCAACGCAGCACCUGGAUCCGGUUCAGUUCCCUUCCAGUUCGGAGGCGCCGGUGGAGCCAAGGGUGACGCCUGACACACCCUAUAGACAGAAUUGUUUUCCGAAGCUGGAACUUUUGAAAAUUUGUCUCAAUUGAAUCAAGGCUUCAAAUAGCAAAUGAUAAGAUGUAUUUUGAACGAUGGCUUUUGUUGUUAUGUGAAAUAUUUAUUGAAUAGCGUUCGUUGAAUAUGAGCUGCUUUUAGUUAUAAACAGAAUUGGUCAAAAAUGUUAGUGCGAAAAAUUGAUCUGCGCAAUAUGAAUAUAAUAAUCUGCACCUAUUGUUGCUUCUAUUCUGAUUGUAAAUGUAGCGAAUUCGGUGACUGGCGUGACUAGAGUGGAAUUCAUUCAACCGAUGCUUUUUUCUGUUGUGCGCUAGAGAUAUUUUCAUAUCAACUGGGCCAUUGGCGUCUAACUUGUUUACUUGGAAAAAAUCCGGUAUAUGAACUAUUGAAUUGUUCGAUAUUGCAAACAAUUGUCGAAUUAAUAAAUUUCCUGAGGAAUCUA